GGGGGUUGAACGUCGUCACUUGUGCAUCCGAUGCAACCUGAUGUCGAACACUCGGUGGCCGACGCGCUCGACGUCCAGGAGUACUCGUCGAUCCACACGACGGUGCUGCCGAGCGGCCUUUGCGUCGAGUAUGCCUUGCAUGGACACCCCGAUGCACCAGAGAAACUUGUGCUUGUCAUGGGACUCGCGGCGGAAAAGGAGGCAUGGUCGGCGUUCGUGACUGCAUUCUUCCGUGUGUCUGGCAACCUCGAACGGUAUCAAAUCGUUGCCAUGGACAACCGCGGAGUUGGAGGCACGGAUGCACCCAACGAGUGGAUGUACUCCACUUCAAGCAUGGCGCAGGACGUGUUGAUGCUCACGGAGCACUUGCAGUGGCCCUCGUUUCAUCUUGCCGGCGUCAGCAUGGGCGGCAUGAUCUCCCAGGAGCUCGCACACGCGGCCCCGAGUCGCGUCCUUUCGCUGACGUUGCUGGUGUCGUCGCCUGGAUUCCGAGAAGCGCCUUGGCCAGGAUGGGCUCAAAUUUCAGCCUACCUGUCCUUGAUCGGCAACUUAUUCAAGCGAACGCUGCAUGCACGCACAAUGACCAUGCUGCGUGUGCUGUACCCUGUCGAGUACUUGGAGAACCCUACGGUGGCGUCGUCGUUGUACACAAUCCAUUCCUCUCGGCUCAAGGCGUCUCGCCUUCGACUCCGAGGACUCCUUGGGCAAUACGCCGCAGUUCUCGGUCAUCGCAUGACUCGUCAACGCCUUGGAGAGAUCAAAGCUGCCAGCAUUCCUGUGCUCAUCAUAGGUGGAGGGAAGGAUCGGUUGUUGCCAUCGUCGCACUCGUCGACCCUGGGGCUACGACUACAUGGAACGCAUACCACGACCGUCGUGAUCGCGGAAUCGGGACAUGGCAUAUUCGCGCAGUAUCGGACGGACGUCGUCGGUGCGCUCAUGAGGCAUAUCUGUCGUUGUGAUUGGUCGGUAAUCGAAAAUGAACCAAGUUGAAGUGUGA
Messenger RNA from Aphanomyces astaci, 997 nucleotides. RefSeq lists its product as hypothetical. The transcript has 2 exons. NCBI's taxonomy places the organism in Eukaryota, Oomycota, Saprolegniomycetes, Saprolegniales, Verrucalvaceae. The record is from RefSeq and is a predicted model, not a curated record. Bases 31 to 990 code for a protein of 319 amino acids.